AUGACACGUCAGGAACAUCUUCCCUGGGCUCUCUUUCUGCUGCUACUUCGCCUUUGGAAUAUCGUUUCCGGUCAGAUUGUUUAUUCGGUUUCAGAAGAGGCAAACCAAGGGACCACCGUGGGGAAUUUAGGAAAAGAUUUGAACCUCAAUAUACAAGAACUGGAAUCUCGAAUGUUGCAGAUUGUACCCGGAUCCAACGAGAGGUAUUUCGGGGUAAAUGUAAAGACUGGGAUUCUGUACGUGAGAGAGAGAAUAGACAGAGAGGAGCUGUGUGCGCGACAGACGAAGUGUUCUUUGCCUCUUGAAGCCAUUGUUAAUUCGCCAAUGCAUCUGUAUCGCUUUGAAGUCAAUAUUUUAGAUGUGAAUGACAAUUCCCCCAUAUUUGAUUCAGCGAUCGAAUAUCUGAAUAUUUCAGAGUCAGCUUUUCAGGGGGAGACGUUCAAUUUACCAAGCGCCUAUGACGCAGACAUGGGUAGUAACUCUGUAAAGAGCUAUAAGCUGAGUCCAAAUGAACACUUCUCUCUGGAUGUACAGAGCGGCGGAGACCAGAGUGUGUCUGCUGAGCUAGUGCUGCAGAAAGCUUUAGACCGAGAGAAACAGUCUGUGAUUCAGCUCCUAUUGACUGCUGUUGACGGAGGAAAACCUCCCAGAUCCGAGACAUUACAGAUCAUUGUUAAUGUGCUGGACGUUAAUGACAACGUCCCUGUAUUCAGCAAACCUCUUUACAAAGUCAGUAUUUCCGAGAAUGCGCCAUUCGGAACAUUGGUAACCACAGUCAAUGCCACGGAUUUGGACGAAGGCUUAAAUAGUGAAAUUGUGUAUUCUUUCAUAAAUCACAAUAAUGAUAAUAACGUCGAUGUUUUUGCUAUUAAUCCGGAGACGGGUGAAAUAACUGUUACGGGUGAAGUGGAUCACGAGUCUAACGGCGCAAUUGAGAUCCGUGUCCAAGCGAAGGACAGAGGACAUAAUCCCAGAGCAGCUCGUUGCAAAGUGCUCGUAGAAAUAACAGAUUCCAAUGAUAAUUCUCCCGAAAUAUCAGUGACAUCUCUUAUUAACACCGUUAAAGAGAAUGCUGCAGUUGGGACAAUGGUCGGAUUAGUUACCGUUAGUGAUAAAGACGAUGGUAAAAACGGUGUAGUGCACUGUAAAAUAUCUCCCUCUGCUCCUUUUAAACUGCAGCCUUCCUAUAAGAACUAUUACUCUUUAGUAGUAGACGGGCAGCUUGACAGAGAGCGCGCUUCUCAGUAUAAUGUCACCAUCACUGCUACUGAUGAAGGGACCCCGCCUCUCUCCAGCACCAGUGUUAUUAGUGUACACGUUUCUGAUGUCAAUGACAACUCGCCGUACUUUCCGGAGCCCGUGAUAAAUAUGUAUCUGAAAGAGAACAGUCCAGUGGGAACUGUCAUUUACACUGUAUCUGCUUUUGAUCCGGACUUAAAUGAAAAUGCCAAAGUUGCGUAUUCAUUAUUGGUUAUGUCCACGAAAGACGCGUCUCCGUCACCAAAGGUCAACGUGAACUCUUUCAGUGGUGACAUAUCCAGUCUGCAGUCUUUUAACUUCGAGGAAGUUAAAACGUUCCAGUUUCAAGUCCAGGCCACAGACUCUGGUGUUCCUCCACUAAGCAGCAGCGUGACAGUGAACGUUUUUAUCCUGGAUGAGAAUGACAACAGCCCUGUGGUUCUCCCGCCCUAUUCUGGCCAGGGCUCGGUUAAUACUGAGAACAUUCCCUAUUCUGCUGAAGCGGGCUACUUUGUGGCCAAGAUCAGGGCUGUAGACGCAGACUCUGGUUACAAUGCGCUGCUUUCUUAUCACAUCACUGAACCCAAGGGCAGCAGCCUCUUCCGAAUCGGAAGCAGUAACGGGGAAAUAAGGACUAAGAGGCGAAUGAGUGACAAUGACUUGAAGACUCAUCCAUUGGUGAUUUUGAUUUCUGACCAUGGAGAACCUUCCCUCUCAGCGACCGUGUCCAUUGACGUUGUGGUUGUUGAAGAUGGUAGUGAAGUAGGCCUACAUACGUCAUUCAGACAGCUGCCUGCCAAGGAGGAGAGUUUUUCCGAUUUGAAUCUAUAUUUACUGAUCGCCAUUGUGUCGGUGUCAGUUAUAUUUUUGCUGAGCCUCAUUAGUUUAAUAGCUGUAAAGUGCCACAGGACUGAUGGCGGGUUGAGCAAGUACAGCGCUCCAGUGAUCACCACACACCCUGACGGGAGCUGGUCUUACUCCAAAUCUACUCAGCAGUAUGACGUGUGUUUUAGCUCAGACACACUGAAGAGUGACGUUGUGGUUUUCCCUACGCCAUUUCCGCCUGCUGAUGCGGAGCUCAUCAGUAUUAAUGGAGCAGAUACGUUUAAACGCAACCAAACACUGCCUAACAGCGAGAAGGUAAGAAAAUUUGCAUACAUAUUUUUAAAUACCUUUGUCAGAAUAUAUUCCAUGGGAUUUAGUCUUUAA
Molecule: messenger RNA, 2448 nt
Organism: Conger conger (European conger)
Lineage: Eukaryota; Metazoa; Chordata; Actinopteri; Anguilliformes; Congridae
Product: protocadherin alpha-2-like
Exons: 1
Coding region: 1-2448 (815 amino acids)
Biological process (GO): homophilic cell-cell adhesion
Cellular component (GO): plasma membrane
Molecular function (GO): calcium ion binding
Source: RefSeq, a predicted model, not a curated record